AUGGAUAUUGCCUAUAUCGAUGCAAAUGAUACCACUCGCAAACUUUCUGCUCAUGGAGUUCGAACAUUGGUUCGGCAGCUCACUUGUGGCUUCAAUCAUCAUGGCCUAGUGGGGCGCGACACCGUCUGCAUGAUUAACUUUAAUGACAUCAACUACACUGCCGCUUAUCUUGGGACAAUCGGGGCCGGAGGUUGCUUCACUGGAGCAAAUCCUUGCUACAAUGCCCGCGAGCUAACCCACCACGUCAGAAUCAUAGCAGCGAAAUUUAUCCUGACGGAAUUGGAGACACUUGACAUCUCAAUCGCAGCCGCCAGAGAGUUUGGCAUACCUGAUUCGAAUAUUUUCGUCUUGAACUUUCGAAAUGAAACUAUUCCGACAAAUCACCGCUCGUGGAAUGCUCUACUGGAGCACGGAGACCAAGACUGGAUCGAAGUAAAGGACUUGUCUACUCCUGCAGCAUACGUCAGUACUUGUGAGACAACGGGACUACCCAAAGCAGCUAUCAUUCCUCACUCGUACUUAACUUCUCAAGCUGCGAUCAUAGAGAAGCAGUUGCUAGCAAAGGAGGGGAUCUCAUAUCUUGUGGCUAUCCCUCCAUUUCAUAUGUUCACGGCGCCAGUUCAACAUGCUUUACCACUCAGAAACAACAUGACAAUAUAUACCCUUCCACGGUUUGAUGAGAAUUCUUUCAUGAACGCAAUUGAGACAUUCAAGAUCACUAGAACUAUAGCUGUGCCGCCUAUCUUGCUCACCCUGUCAAAAUAUCCGGCGUCAAGGCCUCAAUCACUCCAACAGGUCCUUGUUGGAGGAUCACCUUUCCCACUCGGUAUCCAGGAACAGAUGUAUUCAAAGUUGCUACCCCAGGCAAGGAUAACAAUUGGGGAUGGAAUGACCGAGGAUGGAUCGGGAGCGUUUUGGAAAGAGAAGCGGAAGGACACGACGGGAAAUAUUGGCCAAUUACUGCCCGGAAGUAAGACGAGAGUCGCCGAUCGAGAAGGAAACGUCUUGACGAAAGAAAAUGUUUUUGGAGAGGUCCACAUCUACAACCCUCUCGCGAUGAAAGGAUAUCUCAACAACAAAUCUGCAACUGACCAAGCAUUCGCACUGGACAACUGGAUACACGCCAAUGAUAUUAGCCAUACCAGAGACAAGAACUGGUCCGCCGUCGGUCGUUCAAAAGACUGGAUCAAAGUUCGCGGUUGGCAAGUCAGUCCUGUUCAAAUUGAAGCUGCUUUGAUGGAACACCCAAAUAUCUUAGACGUAGGCGUGAUUGGCAUUCCUGCACCUGAUGGAUGCGGCGAAAGUCCAAUGGCGUUCGUAGUUGUUGAGAAGGGCAGUUCCGUAGAUGCGGACCAGAUCAAGUUGUUUCUGGAAACUCGUUUAGCUCGAUAUAAGAACGUUGAAGAGGUCUGCUUCGUUGAGCAGAUCCCUAGGAAUCCCGCCGGGAAGAUUCUGCGAAGAGUCCUGCGAGACAUGAGGGAGGCUGAGGAACCGACUCCAGACCAAACGGCUGCCAGAGAAUAUGCUGCCGCACUUCAACAGAUAAAUUUAUAUGAAAAAUUGAAAGGUUCCGAGUCGAAUUCGACCGCUGUGAGCUCGAGGGUAGUAGGAUCCGAGGAAGAAGCAGCAACUUCCAAGAAGAGGAAAAGCUGUUCAACGUCACAAUUUUGGCCAUGGCGGAAGAUGAGAAUUCUUUCAACGUCAUAGGGGAGUGGCUUAUUUCUAUGUUGGAAGGUCUGCGCGAGUUUUGGUGGCUUUGGAGUUAUGCGUUCAAUAGCACGGUAGUUAGAGACAUCGAAUAUCUUCCUUGAGAUACUUUGACAAUUCAAUAUUGAUGCACAGGACUCACCUAGCUUACUAUGGGUAUUGUAGCACCCCACUUGGGGUUCCAGCUCUCGUGCUCGUGCUGCCAAAGUUAGAACGGCGGACGGCGAGAGUGGUGGAUUUAGUCGCCUACUUGGCACAGACAUCGGAUCGGAUAUGAAUCGAAGUAGAUGAGACUUGUGAUCAGACGACAGUGUUGCC
This is a messenger RNA of Hyaloscypha bicolor E, 2025 nucleotides long. RefSeq names its product acetyl-CoA synthetase-like protein. The coding region runs from base 1 to 1707 and encodes 568 amino acids. Lineage: Eukaryota; Fungi; Ascomycota; Leotiomycetes; Helotiales; Hyaloscyphaceae. The record is from RefSeq and is a predicted model, not a curated record. Gene Ontology annotation, biological process: secondary metabolic process. Gene Ontology annotation, molecular function: CoA-ligase activity. The transcript is spliced from 5 exons.